Messenger RNA from Salpingoeca rosetta, 858 nucleotides. RefSeq lists its product as uncharacterized. Gene Ontology annotation, molecular function: protein binding. Gene Ontology annotation, biological process: DNA replication-dependent chromatin assembly; nucleosome assembly. The transcript has 8 exons. Lineage: Eukaryota; Choanoflagellata; Craspedida; Salpingoecidae. Gene Ontology annotation, cellular component: nucleus; CAF-1 complex. Bases 1 to 858 code for a protein of 285 amino acids. The record is from RefSeq and is a predicted model, not a curated record.
AUGUUUGUUGACGAGACGAAGACGCUGUACUUUCGCCGGCCGUCGUAUUCGCCCGAUGGCUCGCUCUUCAUCUGCCCCGCCGGCACAUACAGGGACACACACGGUCAGCCUCGGUUUGCUUCGUACGUCUUCCGCAGCAGCAUGCCAGCCCAGCCCGUGCUGCGGUUGCCUGCACGCAUGACAACGAUCUCCGUCCGCUUUUCGCCGCAGUUUUACGCCGCGCGCACACGCGAUGGGCAGCCGCUCACAGGCAUCUUUGCAGGCCUGCGGCACCGGAUGGUGUAUGCUGUGGUGACGAAGCGUGCUGUGCUGGUGUACGACACGCACCAGGCCGCCCCGCUCGCCGUCGUCGCAGGGACACACAAGGCCGCGCUCACAGACGCAGCGUGGUCGCGUGACGGACGGGUGCUGGUUGUGUCGUCUGAGGACGGGUAUUGCAGUAGCGUGCACUUUGGCAGCGGGGAGCUCGGGACACCCAUUGCAUCCCCGCCGCUCGCUGGUGGUGACGGGGACACCAAGGCAGACAAGGGGAAAGGACAAGCAGGCGAAAGCGGAGCAGGUGCCACCACCGGCAUUGCCGCCGGCAGCGCGAGUACCACGACUGCCUCGGGCUCGUCGUCGCAGGACGGAUUUGCCACUCGCCACCCGCCCAUCAUCACCAACACGGCGUCCCAGCCAGCCGACAUUGGUGAGGCCCCCAUGAUCAUGUCUGCGCACAGCCAGUUCCGGGCGGGGCGGCGGGAGACGGUGCAGGCGUGUGUGUAUGUGCUCCUGCGGCCGCCAUCUACACCCGGCCCCACUCGCUCGCGCCGGACUUCAAGGAGCGGAUUACAUCACUCCUCGUACCCCACAAUAUAA